UCAAAGCAGCACAAGCGCCACUACAGUAGCAGCUUACCGCUGAGAACCGAGCGCAACGUGCUAGCAUCUAACACUGUAGCCACGGGCAUCGUGAAACCUUCUUAUCUUUGUUGGGAUUGUUGGCAUCUCUUGUUUUCCUUUAAUACCUGCCCUUAUGAAAUGGAGAGGAGGACGCGUCGGACAUCAUGUUAUUUCGUGCGCUUUGUUACGCUCUUCCUCUGCGCACGAGCGUCAGGCAACCUGCCACAGUGUAAAGAGACAGACUAUUACUUUGAGUACACAGAAUGCGACAGCACAGGGUCCAGAUGGAGAGUAGCCAUUCCUCACAGACAGGGCAGCUGCACGGGCCUGCCAGAGCCGGUCAGAGGCACAGACUGCACCUUUUCCUGUGAAGCCGGGGAGUUUUUAGAGAUGUCUUCACAGCAGUGCACAUCAUGUGCGGCCGGCUCAUAUUCAUUGGGCAGCGGUGUGCGUUUCGACCAAUGGGAUUCCAUCCCUGCCGGAUUCAGCAGCCUGGCCACAUACAUGGAUUCAGGAAGUUCAGGGGACGACUCGAUGACCUGCAACAAUUCUUCAUGGACAGCUCAGGGAACUCACUUGGAGUCCAAUCGUGAUGACUGCACAGUGUCGCUGGUGUACGCAGUGCAUCUCAUGAAACAAGGCUCCGUCUCCUUCGACUAUCAAUACCUGGACACUAACAUCUUCUUUGAGUUCUUUAUCCAGAAUGAUCAAUGCCAGGAGAUGGACCAGGCAGGAAGUGAGAAAUGGAUCAAACUCACCACAAACGGAGAGUGGGGAACCCACACGGUUAAUCUAAAGUCAGGAACAAACAUUCUGUAUUGGAGAACCACUGGAAUGCUUUUGGGUGGGAAGCCUGUGAAGCCGGUCCUUUUGAAGAACAUUCAGAUCGAAGGCGUGGCGUACACGUCCGAGUGUUUCCCAUGCAGACCGGGCACCUACAGUAAAACUCCAGGCUCUUCCUCCUGUGAUCUCUGUCCCAGGAAUACGUACUCUGGAAAAGGAGCCAGCUCCUGUACGCCAUGCUCGGAGACACAGUAUUCCCAGGAGGGCUGGUCGGAGUGCAAAGAAAAACCACCGUGUUCGGAGAAAGACUAUUCCCAAAUCCAUACUGCGUGCGACGGCGAUGGCAAGACCCAGAUUUUGUACAGAUGGGUUGAGCCACAGGUGUGCGUUGAAAAUGUGACCGGUGCUGUGACGCAGCCCCCUAGUGGAGAGAAGGAGGACUGCCCACCCUGUAAUCCAGGCUUCUACACGCACAACACUUCCACCUGUCUGCCGUGCCCGCAAGGGACCUAUUCUGAUGGCACCACAGAAUGUCAAAGAUGCCCAGGGGGAACCGAACCGUCUCUGGGAUACGAGUACAAGUGGUGGAACAUCCUGCCGAGGAAUAUGAAAUCAUCUUGUUUUAAUGUGGGAAACUCCAAGUGUGAUGAAAUGAAUGGUUGGGAAGUGGCUGGCGACCACAUCCGCAGUGGAGUGGGAGGCUCGGAUAAUGAUUACCUCAUCCUUAACCUACGAGUGCCUGGAUUCAAACUUCCUACGUCUGUGGAUGACGCAUCGGCGACUGAGUUUGGACGUAUUACUUUUAUCUUCGAGACCAUCUGCAGCGCAGACUGUGAACUUUAUUUUAUGAUAGAUGUGAACAGGAAGAGCACUAAUGUAGUGGAAUCGUGGGUAGGAAGUAAAGUCAGACAGGCAUAUACCCACAUCAUGACCAAAAAUGCAUCUGUGUCCUACACAUGGGCUUUCCAACGCACCAACAAAGCCAUGGAUGCACGUCAGUAUGUGAACGACAUAGCGAAGAUCUACUCCAUCACGGUGACUAACGCUAUGGAUGGCUCGGCGUCCGGAUGCCACGCCUGCGCUAUGAUGCGUCAACAGGAGGGCUCGUCCUGCGUCCCCUGUCCUGCCGGACAUUUCAUCAACAAAGACACAAACCAGUGUCAGGAGUGCCCGGCCAACACCUUCCUCUCUGGGCAUCACAUUUACGGCCGGGAAGCCUGUCAGCCAUGUGGACCUGGUAGCAAGAGCAACAAGGAACACUCUGUGUGUUUUAACGACUGCUCCUUCUCACAUGUUGUUGCCAACCGAAAUUUGACCUAUGACCUUAGUGCCUUAAGUUCGGUGGGGUCGAUCAUGAACGGGCCUAGCUUCACCUCCAAAGGAACCAAAUAUUACCACGAAUUUAACAUCAGUCUGUGCGGCACAGAGGGGAGGAAAGGGGCGGUGUGCACCGACAAUGUUACAGAUCUAUCCAAUAAGGACCUGCAGAACGAAUCAGCUGACCUCAACAAUUUUGUGGAGACUUUUGUGUGUCAAUCAACCAUCAUCCCUGCAGAUGGGCGGGGCUUCAGAACAGCCCUGUCCUCUCAGUCCAUAAGCCUGGCUGACACUUUCCUCGGAGCUUCUCUUGGUAACAUGCUGGAUGGAGUGUACGCGAGCCCAGACCUUUUUUCACAGGCCUCACGGAAAGUUCCAUAUAUCCAUUUCUUCUUUCGCUCUCCCCAGCCGACGGCAUCUUGCCUGAACGGCCGUAGUACAGUCGUAACUCUCCGCUGCAACCCUGAGAAGAGCGAGCGUGGGGAGCUCACCGUGCCGAGCAAGUGCCCAGCAGGUACAUGUAAUGGCUGUGAGUUUCACUUCCUCUGGGAGAGCUCCAGCGCUUGUCCACUCUGCACCGAGGCCGACUACCACUCGAUAGAAGGUGCAUGCAAAGGAGGAAUGCAGGAUACGCUGUAUGUGUGGAGCGAACCGAAACUCUGCAUUAAAGGGGUUACACUCCCGAACAAGACAUCCAACCAUUGUGAAGUGGUCAGUCUAUGGGUCAAGGCGGGAAUUGGCGGCGGAGCCUUCACGGCAGUCCUCCUUGUCUGUCUCACGUGCUAUUUCUGGAAAAAGAACAAGAGGCUUGAAUACAAAUACUCAAGACUAGUGAUGUCUGCCAAUAAGGACUGCGAGCUGCCAGCGGCCGACAGCUGUGCGCUGGCGGAGGGAGAAGGGGAGGAGAACGAAGACGAUGUGGUUUACUCGAACACUCCUUCAUUACUGGGAAAACUGAAAGCUAUCGCGAGCAAGCAGGCAGACGGUGACGGCAGCGAAUCGGUACAGCUGAAGUCGUCUCAAGCAGAGAGAUGGGUUUGGGGAUAACGGACUAGAAAAAACAGAUUCGUCGUGAUGUACAAAAAAGAGAAAGAGAGACGUGAAGGGAGCAUUUAGGUUCUUACCAACAGUUUCCAAUAUCUUUUUCAGAUUCUCAAUAUUUAUUUACAAAUUCACCUGGUUCCCAAUACAUACAGUACUCACCCACAGACACAUAAGCAUCAACCGCAACAGGGACAUCACAAACACAGCGUUUGAGUAUUCACACUGCCCUAAAAAACUGCAAACUGAGCCGAAACAUAUUUGUGAGAGUAAUUGUGGACGGAAAUGCUCCACGUUUAAGUUCUGCUUGAUAAGUAUAUAUCUAGUGAUUAGCCAACAGAGGGAAACUAUACCGCCACAGAGCGUGACUAUCGCUUUCGUUUCCUCUUGAUCACACAGCAGAUCUAAAAGAGACGAGAUGACCGCCCGUUCCCUCAUGUCUUACCCAGAGAACCUACAGCUCUCCUCUUACUGUUGUUUUCUAUUUGUAUUGUGUAUUUUGAGCUGUUUUGUUCUUCUCCCUAUAUUGGUUAUGCUUUAAUAAACUUUAAAAGUG
Triplophysa rosa is the source of this 3718-nucleotide messenger RNA. It is a transcript of the gene elapor2b, whose product is annotated as endosome-lysosome associated apoptosis and autophagy regulator family member 2b. Lineage: Eukaryota; Metazoa; Chordata; Actinopteri; Cypriniformes; Nemacheilidae. The record is from RefSeq and is a predicted model, not a curated record. Gene Ontology annotation, biological process: positive regulation of BMP signaling pathway. The transcript is spliced from 22 exons. The coding region runs from base 160 to 3168 and encodes 1002 amino acids.